Molecule: messenger RNA, 3525 nt
Organism: Nasonia vitripennis (jewel wasp)
Lineage: Eukaryota; Metazoa; Arthropoda; Insecta; Hymenoptera; Pteromalidae
Product: zinc finger protein 595
Exons: 3
Coding region: 704-3400 (898 amino acids)
Biological process (GO): regulation of transcription by RNA polymerase II
Molecular function (GO): DNA-binding transcription factor activity, RNA polymerase II-specific; RNA polymerase II cis-regulatory region sequence-specific DNA binding
Source: RefSeq, a predicted model, not a curated record
AUACAUACAUUUCAGAAUUCGCACUUGGUUGUUCGCCGUGAAGACAAGCAGUUUUCACUUUUUGCCGCGAAGAGUAGCACGACAGCACGUUUCAAGGCAGAAACUAUAAUUGCUCUUUGUAUAGUAUAUGAAAAAAACUUAUGAUAAUUUAAUGACUGUUAUAUUAUUUACUGCUUUGACGUUCAUAAAUAUCAUCUACUGUGUAAACAUGAUUAAACAUGAAGCCUCGAAACCGCUAGUGUUUUCGUGAAAAGGGCUAAGUACUCUUUGCGAAUUGGGGCAAAAGCUUGAACUGUGCUACUCUUAUUUGGGACGUGCUAGUCUUCGUUGGGAGCGACGAUAUAGCAUAAGUAUAUAUAUAUAGCUAAUAUAGCAUCUAUAUAGAUAUAUAGAUGUGGAAAGUUGAGAGUUGAGAUAUAUAUAUGUAUACAUGGCGUACUUACCUCGGAUGGAAUGCAUUGUAAUUUUGACAACACAACGAAUUGCACAGAUUUUUUCUCAUACGUAUCAAUAUCAACUCAACUCGGCUAUCAGAUCAACUUGUGAAAAUGAACAAGUGUUUAAGUAACUUAAAUGCUUCAAGUGACAACAGUACUUCAAUGUAGUACUUUUAUCACAUACAAUUAUAUAAAUAAACUCUGUGAACAUUGGAAACACCUAUGUUACAAAUUGAAAAUUGGAGCCAAAAUUGUUAAGUUUUAUAAUGAUGGAGACAAAUGAAAAUGAGCACUAUGUUGCAUAUUCCUUGGAUAAUGUAAAUGAAGGUUUGCAAGAUAAUAUAUCUCAUGAAGAAAUCUGUGAACCAGUUGACGAAUGCGUACUGCAAGAAGGUUUAACCGAAGUCACUGUUUGCGAUGAAAAUUCAGAUAUCACGGAUGCUCAAGUUGCUGUAGAUAUAUUAACGGAAAAUUCUCAAGUUGAUGCAGAACAUGGUGCUGUUGUGUAUCCCAUUUAUAUCAAGAAAAAAGUAUCACAACAGUUUACAACUGGAGAUGAAUCAAUGGCUGUGGAAGCCUUACGUCAGUUAGGUGGAAUGUAUCCUUGUUUUGAAGAUAAGAAAGUUACAUGUACGAAUUGUAGUAAUACUUUUAAACAAGCUGAUUCAGACAAGCAUCAAGCUACUUGUACAUCUGAUAAACAAAUUUGUAAGACAUGUGGUGAAAGAUUUGAAAGAAAAAUAGAUUUGAAUAAUCACAUGGUGUGUCAUCAAGUAGACCGACCUCAUGCUUGCAGAACUUGUGGAAAUCUAUUUCGAUCAAAAGCUAAUUUGCAGGCUCAUAUAGCUGAGGUUCAUCAAAUUGAACGUCCUCACAAAUGUUCAGUGUGUGGUGCAGAUUUUCAAAGACCAUCAAGUCUUUCCAAUCAUAUGAAAAUUCAUAGUUACGUUGCGGGAAGAGCAUUGAUGCAAGGAAAUAAUACAACUAGGAGUAUUGAAAAUUUCAAAACUAGAUCCAAUCCACAAGAUUCAUCAGUUCUAACAACUCAAGUUGAAGCAGGACAGAAUUUUGAAAUACCUCAAGUACAAUGGGCUGUGCAGACCUAUAAUUUCACCAAUGAUGAUCAAGGUAAUAUUGAAGGGAUUGUUAAUCAAUCUGACCAAGUUGAUACAUUACAAGAAUUCACUGUGUUACCAAAUGGCGAAGUAGCUCAGUUUGAAUAUACUACACAAAAUGCAGUUGGAAAUCAGAUUGCUCAAGAAUAUAGCUUAACUUUAAAUACUUUUAAUAGUUCCGAUACCAUAUUAAAACUAGAAGCUACUGGUUAUACCAAUGAAAAUAAAAGUGCUUAUGUUGAUGUAAAUAUGCAAGAAAAUAGAGGACAUACUUGCAGCCAAUGUGGGGUAAGUUUUGCACGUGCAUCAUCUUUAUCAUUACAUGAAAAGACUCAUACCAAAAGUGAUUUGGGCUCUCCUGUAGAGUGUGAAUAUUGUGAUAAACAAUUCCAAGAUUCAACUUUCUUGGCUACUCACCAAGCUUCUUGUGCCAAAAAAUUAAUGCAAAACAGUACAGAUAAAAAUUUAUCUAAUGCAAAAUGGGGCAAACAUGCUUGUUCAGAAUGUGGUAAAAAAUUUACUACAAAACAAAAAAUGUUUAGGCAUCAAUGGAUACAUAGAAAGAAGACACAUUCAUGCGAGAUUUGUGGUUCUCAGUUUGAAAAACAAUCUGAGCUAGAUGAACAUAGAUUGUCAGAACAUCCAGGGGAUUCACCCUUUACUUGUAAUGAAUGUGGGAAAAGUUUUGUAUCUCGCCAAGGGCUUUGGGAACACGGUAGAACGCAUGCAGGAAGCCCAGCUUAUUUUCAAUGUGACACAUGUUCCAAGACUUUUUCAUCUCGUCAAGGGUAUUUAAUUCAUCAUCGCACACAUACAGGUGAACGACCAUACGGUUGCAAAUUCUGCUGGAAAGCUUUUCGUGAUGGAGGAACUUUAAGAAAACAUGAAAGAAUACAUACAGGUGAAAGACCCCAUGUCUGCCCACUAUGUGCCAGAGCUUUUAAUCAGAAAGUAGUUUUACGUGAACACGUUCGAUGGGUUCAUGCUGCAGGAAAAAAUGAAACUGAUAUUACUGAGCCACCAUUUCCAUGUCCUUUAUGUGAAACCCUAACUCAAGAUCGAGAUGAACUGUGUGCUCAUAUUGUCAAACAUUCAGAUCAGUUGAUAGCAGAAGCUAAAGCUAAAAGUAACAAUGUGACUGGAAAAACAAAACCUCAGAAAAAGAAAGUUAAAGCGCUAGCUUGUAAGACAAAAAAGACUAAUUCGAAAGCAUCGGGUGGUAGAAUAAUUUCUGUGACAGAACAAGCUGAAGCAUUACUUUCAAUCACUGAACAAACAGAUGCUGCAGAAGAAACACCAAGUGCAUAUGUAGUAGUAAAAAAUGAAUAUGAUGGUGAAGUCUGUAUUAAAGCGUAUACACAAUCUAAUGACAUGAUUCAAAAUGAAUGUGAAACUGAGUCCAUCAAUGUUAUAGCUAUUGCUAAGUCUUCGAAUAAUAAAAAUGAAGAACAUAGCAUGCAUUUGAUUCCGUUAACUACACAAGGUGAAACCAUACAUCUUAUCUCAAAUAACAAUCAAAAUAACACAUUGCACUUUAUAUCAAAGCAAAACAAAAAUUCACCUGUUUUAACAAUUCCCAAUCCUCAAAAUAAUGAACAUUUUUCAAAUCAACUCACCCAAAUAACUGAUUCUGAAACUUCAAUGGAUGUUGAUAAAAAAGAUACUGAAGAGCUUCAUGCAGUAACCAUGUUGAUUGAUCCAGUAGAUACUAAUAAUGAACUCAAAUUUGAAGAAGUAAUAAACGAAGAGGAAAGUGAAGAUGAAAGUGAAGAAAUGAUAUGUGGCAUUUGUGGAAGUGACUUUCAAGACAAAAAUGUAUUAAUGGAACAUGUAAAAAUUCAUAUAUAAGUGUGCCUGUUAGAUGUACAUAUUUGUUACAUUAUAUUGAUUAUAUAUAAUACAUUUAGUUAUAUUAAAUUAACUCAAUUGUUUACUUUAUGAAUUUAUAAAUAUAAAAUCAAGUUUUACAGUCA